CAGCCAGGUCACCCGCGCACCCCAGCCCAGGCAUCGCCUCGGUGUUUGCCGGGCAGUGCUGAGGCCGUCUCCCGCUGGGACUGAGGCGAUUCGAUGCGGUUUGUUAAUAUGACGAUUUGUAAUCUAUAUAUUUUGUAUUUUGGAUGCAUAAAAAUAAUUUAGUUUGCCUUGCUGCAAUGUAAAACACAAGGAGCCCCGGAAUAUCUUUCUCCCUGUGCGGAGCACCCGGUGCUGGUCCUUGGUGCCACUCUGAGGUCCGUCCACUCCUUCUUAUGAAAUGGAAAAUCCUGAAGUGGCUGUGAGCAGCUGCAGUGCACAUGACAAUGAAAACCUUUGCAGCUACAAACGACACUCAUCAGUAUCACAGGAGGGGCUUUUGGAAGACCAGCUUAGAAGGAAGCUAAAAUUUUUCUUCAUGAACCCAUGUGAGAAAUUUUGGGCCCGGGGCAGAAAGCCUUGGAAACUUGGGAUUCAGUUACUCAAAAUAGUAAUGGUUACAGUUCAGCUGGUGGUUUUUGGACUGAGCAAUCAAAUGGUGGUUGCCUUCAAAGAAGAGAACACUGUUGCAUUCAAACAUCUGUUUUUGAAAGGAUAUAUGGACAGAAUGGAUGAUACCUAUGCUGUAUACACACAGAGAGAUGUCUAUGACCAGAUAUUCUUUGCAAUAAACCAGUACCUGCAGCUGCCCAACAUCUCUGUUGGAAAUCAUGCUUAUGAGAAGAGGGGGGCAGAAGACACACCUCUGGCUGUUUGUCAGCAGUUCUACAAGCGAGGAAUCAUCUGUCCUGGAAACGACACCUUUGAUAUAGACCCAGAGAUUGUGACUGACUGCUUGUACAUUGAGCCAACGACUUCACUAGACAACACAACAAUGGGAAAGCACAAUUUGAAUUUCACUCUGGAUUUCCCCAGGCUGGUGGCGGUGCAGCUCAUGUUCAAUCUGAAGGCAAUCAACCUCCAGACCGUUCGUCACCACGAGCUCCCCGACUGUUACGAUUUCACUCUGCGGAUUGUGUUUGAUAAUAAAGCACACAGUGGAAGAAUUAAAAUAAGUCUAGACAAUGAUAUAGCAAUCAGGGAAUGUAAAGACUGGCAUGUUUCUGGAUCAAUACAGAAGAACACUCAUUACAUGAUGAUCUUCGAUGCUUUUGUCAUAUUGACUUGUCUGGCUUCACUGAUCCUUUGCACACGAUCAGUGAUUAAAGGAAUUUGGCUCCAAAGGGAAUUUGUAAGCUUUUUCCUAUAUUAUUAUAAGAAAGAAGUAUCUUUCAGUGAUCAAAUGGAAUUUGUCAAUGGAUGGUACAUCCUGAUUAUAGUUAGUGAUGUCCUAACUAUUGUUGGAUCAACUCUAAAGAUGGAGAUACAAGCUAAGAGUCUGACAAGUUAUGAUGUCUGCAGCAUACUCUUAGGAAUAUCUACUAUGCUUGUGUGGCUUGGAGUCAUUCGCUACCUAGGUUUCUUUCAGAAGUAUAAUCUUCUCAUCCUAACACUGCGAGCAGCGUUACCCAAUGUAAUGAGGUUCUGCUGUUGUGCUGCUAUGAUCUACCUGGGCUAUUGUUUCUGUGGCUGGAUUGUACUGGGACCAUACCACGUAAAGUUUCGCACUCUCAACAUGGUUUCUGAAUGCCUUUUUUCAUUGAUCAAUGGAGAUGACAUGUUUGCCACCUUUGCAAAAAUGCAGCAGAAAAGUUACUUGGUUUGGUUAUUCAGUAGGAUCUACCUCUACUCCUUCAUCAGCCUGUUCAUCUAUAUGGUGCUGAGUCUCUUCAUUGCACUCAUUACAGAUACAUAUGAAACAGUCAAGCACUACCAGCAAGAUGGCUUUCCAGAGACAGAGCUUAAGAGAUUUAUAUCACAGUGCAAAGACUCACCAAACUCUGGGAGGUACAGGUUAGAGGAAGAAAGUUCUGCAUCUCUCUUCUGUUGUUGUAAUGGUUGUAGAGAGUAUAUUUAAUGGAUUGUGGGAGUGUGUCAUGGAGGCUUUAAAGCAGCACACAUUGCAAGAACUUGCCAGUGGAGCUGGUGGAAAACCUUAUCUCUGAAGACUUAAUUUGCUUUUCUCAAAAACCAGUGUAAGCCUAUGGCAGAAGUUUAUGCUAACUUACAGUCCUUUUGUUUAGACAUUCACUGCUUGUUCAGGGGGUUUGGGGAUGGUUUUUAGUAGUUUUAUUCUAUUUGAUUCCUUAGCAAAUUGUGCUAGAAUGCAAAGGGCAUAAGAACCUGUCUCUUGUGUUCAGAGACUUGGCUAGAUCAUAAGAGUAGUAUAUAAAUGUAGUAACCUUCAACUGUAAGUAGAACUAGUGCUGAACAACUUCAGCUUUGAACACCAACCUAGCCCUUAGUACUGCAGGCAUUAUCUGUCUGCAGUGGCUGACCUGCUACUGAAGGAAUGAAAGCUCACUAGAGCCCUCAGCAUUUUUUGUUUAUUUGCACUCACAGUAAAAAAAAAAAAUACUAUGAAAUUUGGUGUAAUUUGUUUCUGGAGUCAUUACACUGAGUUGAUUCACAAACCACUCAAAUAUAGCUGAAAGCAUAAAAUAAAUAUUUCUUUAAACACAAGUACCACUGGAUGUAAGUGGCAAUCUAUUCUCAGAGAAGCUGGGAUAUGCCAGGCUGAACUGAAGUUUCAGGGAUGAGCUGAGUGGAGAAAUGUUCUCAUAUAUCAAGCACUGGGCAGAGUCAGUUACAGUCUUCAGCUUAACAGUGUUUGGAUCUUACAUUUUUAAAGGAAAAAAUCAGAAAAAAACCCUUUCAAAAUACCUAUUUUUAAAAAAUUUGAAAUCUUCCUCUGGCAUAUAAAUCUGUAAACCUGAAGUCUAAACUGAGUUAAAGACACAGGAGAUAUGUCUCUGAGAGUCUAUUCUCUCUACUCUUUAGAAACUGGAUGUUUCCUAACAACCUAAUAACUUGCUACUGUCAGUGGCUGGAUGACACAUUAGCUCUUAUAAAAGUUCAGUUUUGACAACUUAGUUUAUAUUCUUUGUUGAUUGUGAUACUAUUUAAUGGAUGCCUUAUUUUCUAUAGUCUAUUCACUCUGGGAGCAGAAUAGAAAGCUAAAGGGAAGCAUAUUUUAGAGAACUUGCAUUUGUGAGCAACAUUGCUGUAGCUGUGUGUGACAAUGUAUAAUGCUGUAGAGGGCACGAAGCAUGUUCUGUCUGAAUGCUUACACAUUGUAAAUGUGCUACAAUAAACACAGCUGCAGUAAGUA
Vidua chalybeata is the source of this 3208-nucleotide messenger RNA. RefSeq names its product mucolipin TRP cation channel 3 (gene MCOLN3). Bases 278 to 1954 code for a protein of 558 amino acids. The record is from RefSeq and is a predicted model, not a curated record. Gene Ontology annotation, molecular function: NAADP-sensitive calcium-release channel activity. Gene Ontology annotation, cellular component: lysosomal membrane; plasma membrane. NCBI's taxonomy places the organism in Eukaryota, Metazoa, Chordata, Aves, Passeriformes, Viduidae. The transcript has 14 exons.